AUGCACUUAUCUCUUCGUCUGUGUUUUCUGUUCACUGCGGUGUCCACAGCGUAUUCAAUAUAUAAUUACACUUCACCUGAGAAUUUUCACUUCAAUUCUGACGCUUUGGUUUGCAAGGGAGACGACUAUCUGUUUGCUUGUGGGCUAAAAACAUAUCCAUCAAGUGGAAUACUGGCAAUUUAUCAGCUGGAAGAGAAGUUCAUCCCAGCCAACCUAAGUGAUAGAGAAAAAAAUGUGGCAAACGUUUUUGGGAAAGAACCAGUUCGUGGGGUGGUCAUACCUUUUUUGAGAGAUAUUUUCGAAAAACAUGGAAUUCAUAGAUGGAAUCAAACUUAUGAUCAGGACCACAAAGUAUUUGAAUAUACACAUGGACCAGUGACUGAAAAUGAUGCUGGACUUUAUUACUGUCGUCUAAUUAUUCCUGGUGGAUAUUCAAGCAUGCUUUCGCAUUACAUGAAACUUCAGGUCAAUACGAAUUGCUUCAGAUCAUUUUCUCACUGGAUUGUCCCAUCCAUCGUAUUUAUUCUUUCAUUCUUCCUAACACUUCUUAUUAUGCAGUGUAUUUACGAAUGGAGAAAGAAAUCUGUAGUUUCUGUGUACAAGUUCAUAUCCGUUGCCCGCCAUAUCGAAUAUUAUCAGCCUACCACUGAACAGAAACUGACAGUUGAUAACUUAUAUGUGUUGGAUCCUGUUCAGGAACCUGUAAUUCAUACAAAUACUGUCCAAACUCGACAUCCACCUAAAUUAAUUACUGAUAUGAAAGAAAGAUUUACAUCUCAUAAUACAAAUUCAAAGCGUCGACAACUGUUGUAUACUAAUUGUAUAAGUAAAGAAGAUGUACAACGUGUAAAAGAGUUGGAUGAUCGAUUUUUAUCCUCUUAUCGUCUUGAAAAAGAUGAAGAAUAUGAAUUCUCCCGAAACAAUCUACAAUUAAUAUGUCGUUUAGGUUCUGGAGCAUUCGGAAUUGUGUAUCAAGGUGUUGCAGAAAAUUUGCCAAAACAUCCAAAUAAAAAUGAAAAAAUCGAAGUUGCUGUCAAAACGCUUAGAGAUGAUUUUACAGAAAGUGAUAUACAUGAAUUUUUACGUGAAAUGGAUAUAAUGAAACAGUUAAGUCAUAUUCAUAUCAUUGAAUUGUAUGGAGUCUGCACAGAAAACAGUUCCCCAUUUCUUAUCAUGGAAUAUGCUCCAUAUGGUAACCUAAGAGAAUAUCUCCGUCGUCAUAGGAAAAUUUUGAAAAACUGUGACAAGUUAUCUCGCAUACUCUUAGAUUUUGCCUAUCAGGUUGCCUGUGGCAUGAGAUAUUUAGAAACAAAAUCGCUUGUACAUCGUGAUUUGGCUGCUCGUAAUAUCUUAGUUGGUAAACAGAAUGUUCUAAAGAUAGCUGAUUUUGGACUGGCUAGACAAGUGGAGAGUUACUACCGUAAAACGAAGAGUAGUCGUGUCCCCGUGAAAUGGUUAGCACCUGAAUGUCUAACCGACAGGAUUUAUACAAUUAAAUCAGAUGUUUGGUCAUUUGGUGUACUUCUAUGGGAAAUAUUCACGCUUGGCUCAACUCCAUUUCCAAAUGUUGAUCCAAAGGAGGUAACCAACUUAAUUCUCUCAGGUGUACGUAAUCAGAAACCAGAAUUAGCAUCCAAUGAAAUCUAUAUGAUAAUGUGUUAUUGUUGGGAAAUCAAUCCGACUAAAAGAUUAUCAUUUGGUGAACUUGUCAAUUUAUUAGAAUGGCACACAGAAGAUAUUGAUCGAAUGAUGAUCAUGAUAUCGGAUGAAAUGAUCCCUCCGUUUAGAUUACAGUCAACCUGUUAUUAUGAAUCAGCGAAUAGUUGUAGUCAUAACAGUAAAGAAAAGGUAUACCGUCGCAAUCGUACUGAUAAUAAUAAUAAUGAUCCUGGUAAUCCUUUCGAGAAAGGUAAUGCUGAACCACUAGACAUUUAUUUCAAUGCGCCAAUAAUGAAAACAAAGAGUUUACUUGACAACUCAUCUUUUACUACUAAUUAUUGUGAACUGAAAACUUGA
This is a messenger RNA of Heterobilharzia americana, 2016 nucleotides long. The record is from the annotation of a GenBank genome assembly. Lineage: Eukaryota; Metazoa; Platyhelminthes; Trematoda; Strigeidida; Schistosomatidae.